GUCACGCCCAUGCACGUGAAACUAAGUCUAAGAUGGCGGAGCAGUUCAAGGAGUUUGCCGGGCGCAUGGGAAAGGCUCCCCGAGGCUUAGGGACAGGCUUUAAACUUCUAGCUGCUGCAGCUUUAGCUGGCUAUGGAAUCAAAGAGUCCGUUUAUACUGUGGAUGGUGGUCAUCGAGCCAUUAUUUUCAGCAGAAUAGGAGGUGUCCAGGACACAGUUUACACAGAGGGCCUACACUUCAGAAUCCCAUGGUUCCAAUACCCUAUUAUUUAUGACAUCCGUUCAAGACCAAGGAAGAUCAUCUCACCAACUGGAAGUAAAGAUUUACAGAUGGUAAAUAUUGGUCUCCGUGUACUGGCCAGACCUGAGGCUAAUAAACUCCCACCUAUGUACAGAAAACUUGGUCUGGAUUUUGAUGAGAGAGUUCUUCCCUCUAUCAUGAAUGAGGUUCUUAAGAGUGUAGUGGCCCAGUUCAAUGCAUCACAGCUGAUCACCAUGCGACAACAGGUCAGUCUGCUGAUCAGGAGGCAGCUGAUGGAGAGGGCUAGAGACUUCUACAUCAUCCUGGAUGAUGUGUCUAUUACUGACCUGAGUUUUGGCAAGGAGUACACUAGUGCCAUUGAGGCUAAACAAGUUGCCCAACAGGAAGCUCAGCGUGCACAGUUCAUCGUAGAGAAAGCCAUCCAGGAAAGGCAGCAGAAGAUUGUACAAGCUGAGGGAGAAGCCCAAGCUGCUAAACUUCUUGGUGAAGCUUUGAAGGAUAACCCUGGAUAUUUGAGAUUGAGAAAGAUCCGUGCCGCCCAGAAAAUCUCUAGAGUGAUUGCCGCAUCUCAAAACCCAGUGUAUCUUGAUUCUGAUGGUCUGCUGUUGAAUCUUCGCCAUGCAGAUGUCAUCGACGAUACAUCAUAUUUGAAGAAAGAGAAGUGAAUGGAGGCAUGACAUGAACUUCAAGUAGAUAGGCUGCUGAUAUCAUGGGAACUGUAUCCGAGGGUGCGGUGUCAGUCAGCUUUUUGUGUUAAGCAAUUGACUUGGAAUAGUGAUAGCAUCACACUGAGAAUAUGCUUACUAUAACUGGCCAUACAUGAGCCUUGCUAUAAACGUGUACUUGGUUUAAGAUAAUAAAGAACAAAUGGAAUGCU
Molecule: messenger RNA, 1138 nt
Organism: Nematostella vectensis (starlet sea anemone)
Lineage: Eukaryota; Metazoa; Cnidaria; Anthozoa; Actiniaria; Edwardsiidae
Product: prohibitin-2
Exons: 11
Coding region: 33-926 (297 amino acids)
Biological process (GO): mitochondrion organization
Cellular component (GO): mitochondrion; membrane
Source: RefSeq, a predicted model, not a curated record